Colletotrichum phormii is the source of this 1430-nucleotide messenger RNA. Its product is annotated as methyltransferase domain-containing protein. Gene Ontology annotation, molecular function: methyltransferase activity. Lineage: Eukaryota; Fungi; Ascomycota; Sordariomycetes; Glomerellales; Glomerellaceae. The record is from RefSeq and is a predicted model, not a curated record. Gene Ontology annotation, biological process: methylation. The coding region runs from base 159 to 1199 and encodes 346 amino acids. The transcript has 4 exons.
UAAGCUCCCGAAGCCAUCAAACAGCUGUCCACUUCUGGUCAAUUCCGAGUGCCAAUCCAUCUCAUUUGAGAAUCAACGGAAAAGCUACACCAGUCCUCAAUUAUAUCGUGAUUGACUUCAUCUUUACUUGCACUCUUCUUAGUCCUGCAUCGACGACAAUGGCUGCUGCAGUGGACACCUCCAAUACGGAGCUCAGCAAGCAAUAUGACACUCCCAUGGGUCUAGCUCACUCGACUAUGCAAGCUCUCAAGGACAGGAUCAAGACUCACUAUGACCUCGCGAGUGACUACUAUCUGAGUCUCUGGGGUGAACACAUCCACCACGGCUACUGGGAAGACGGCUCCGAAACAAAAGAACAGGCCCAAGUAAAGCUCAUCCAGCUCCUCCUCCAGCUCUCCGGCGUCAGCGAGAACAGCAACGUCCUCGACGUCGGCUGCGGCAUCGGCGGCACCUCCCGCUACCUCGCCUCGACCCUCGGCUGUUCCGUGACGGGCAUCACCAUCUCGACCAAGCAGGUCGAGAUCGCCAACAGGCUCACAAAGGCCGAGUCGGAAAAGCAGCAGGCAUCUGCUGCGUCUACUGCGUCUGCGUCUGCAUCUGCGACGGAGACGCCGGACAAGGGAAAGGAAGUCGAAGCCGACGCCGAUGGCUUCGUCCCGCUCGGCCGCGGCAGGAUCCGCUUCAUCGAGCUCGACGCCGAAAAGAUGGGCGACUUCUUUGCUGGGCAGAGCGCUUCGUUUGACGCCGUGUGGAUCAGCGAGGCACUGAGCCAUUUUCCCAACAAGGCCCUCUUCUUUGAGAAUGCGUUCAAAGUCCUAAAGCCUAGCGGGAAGUUGGCGUUGGCGGAUUGGUUCAAGGCUGAGAAUGUCACCGAGACGGAGUUUGCUAAUGAUCUUAAGCCUAUCGAAGAUGGCAUGCUUCUUCCACCGCUUUGCACGCAGCAGGGCUACGUCGAUUUUGCCAAAGGUGCCGGGCUGUCCUUGCUCGCGGGCCCAAAGGAUAUCAGCAAGGAAGUGGCCAGAACUUGGGACAUUACAUGGACUCUGGUCCAGAACCCCUCUCUGUGGGCCUUUGCCUUUAGUCAGGGCCGAGAUGGCAUUGCAUUCUUGCAGUCUUUCCGCGCAAUGAGGCGUGGGUAUGCUAAUGGGACUUUCCGAUAUGCUGUAAUCUCUUUUGAGAAGCCUAGCGGGAAAGCGUAGAGAGGAUCUUGAAGAUUAAACGAUCUCAAGGUGGGAUUGUAGGUACCGGCCCUAUGAUGCACGAAAACAAACGAGUCGAAUCAUAAACACAGCUGUUGAUUACAAUGGUAUUGCUUUCUACAUGGAUGCAACUCAGUCGAUUCCCAGCCGUUAAGUCAUCGGACGUACGUAUCUACAUUACAAAGCCUUUAAUACAAUCCCUGUCUUUGCGAAGAUGAAAAUUGAGCUGGA